CGGUGAAACUCUCAACGGGUGAGCACGUUGCAUCGUGUUAGUCCGGGGAAAAUUCGAGUAUUUCGCAAGAAAGAAAGGAUUUUCAGCCGUACUUUGACGAUUCGACGCAGCCACACAGCGAGAUUUUCGCUUGUAGUCAAGUGAAAAGAAAGUCCACUGGACUAUAAACGAAAAUUAACUGGCAAUAUAGCCUUAGUUGCUGUGCCAUCAAUUCGGCAUCAUCUCAAGUGAGGUGACGCCAACCAGAAAGGAAGAAGAAGAAGAAGAAUUCGGUGAUUUUUGUGAAAAAAAUUUAACAGUGAUGAAUUAAAACCCGUUUUUUAAGCAAUAUGUUUCGGAGUAAAAUUGUUAUUGGCACGAGUGCGGUUGGAACACUCGUGGGAUGUGCUGUUAUACUGAAGGACUACAUGCAGGGUGGACGCUUCGAGCGCAAAGAUGUUCGAGCGGAUGGAAAGAUUGCUAUUGUUACAGGUUCCAAUACAGGCAUCGGGAAGGAAACAGUAAUGACUCUUGCCAACCGAGGCGCUACAGUCUACAUGGCGUGUCGAGAUAUGAAGAAGUGUGAAAAGGCUCGGGAAGAGAUUGUGCUGGAAACUAGAAAUGCCAACGUAUUUUGCCGUGAGUGUGAUCUGGCGUCGCUGCAGUCGGUGCGAAAGUUUGCAAAGCAAUUCAAGACGGAACAAAACCGUUUGGAUAUUUUGGUUAACAACGCUGGUGUUAUGCGCUGCCCACGGACAUUAACAAAAGAAGGCAUAGAACUGCAGUUGGGAGUCAAUCACAUGGGACAUUUCUUACUCACAAAUCUGCUGCUCGAUAGGCUUAAAAUGUCCGCACCUAGCCGCAUAGUAGUCGUGUCCAGUCUAGCACAUGAGCGAGGUAAAAUAAACAUUCACGACUUGAACAGCGAAAAAAGUUAUGAUCCAGCAAACGCCUACGAGCAGAGUAAACUUGCUAAUGUGUUAUUUACCCGAGAACUAGCGAAGCGUUUGGAAGGAACUGGAGUUACCGUGAAUGCAGUGCAUCCGGGAGUUGUAGAUACAGAAUUGAUGCGACACAUGGGUCUUUUCAACAGUUGGUUUUCAAGCAUUUUAAUUAAACCCUUCGUUUGGCCUUUCCUCAAAUCUCCCAUAUAUGGAGCACAAACUUCGCUCUAUGCCGCACUGGAUCCGGAUUUGGAAAAAGUAUCCGGACAGUACUUUAGUGAUUGUGCCCCGAAAGAUGUAGCCGAGCUGGCGAAAGACGAUAAACUGGCGAAAUGGUUGUGGACAGUAAGCGAUAAGUGGACUGGUACACUGACCGGAACAGCUGCCGUUUCCUGACAAAGGAUUAUCAAACCAAUCGGUAGUAAAGAUAUCAUCAUUUUUAGCGAACCAAAUCUGCGGGAAUAGCAGAGCUAGAGUUACGGCAUUGAUUAAAGUGAACAUAAAAUGGUAAAAAAAUGAUUUACAUACAUUUGGUAUUGGAAUAAUACUUGAAUUAAUAUUUUGAUAUUUCCAAGAAUAACGUCACGCUUAAGAACAUGAUAAUGCUUCUGGUUACCGUAGUGUUUAGAAACCAGCUUGAAUAGUUGCAAUAUGUCAAAGAUACCAGUUUUCAAAAUACAUGCAGUUAGGUGUGAAAAAAUAAAAUAUACGAGUCAAUAAAACGUAAGAUUACGCAAAUGUAGAUUUGGUUCAAUAAAAAUGUUUAAAGCGGA
This is a messenger RNA of Malaya genurostris, 1696 nucleotides long. RefSeq names its product retinol dehydrogenase 13-like. Bases 330 to 1319 code for a protein of 329 amino acids. The transcript is spliced from 3 exons. The record is from RefSeq and is a predicted model, not a curated record. Lineage: Eukaryota; Metazoa; Arthropoda; Insecta; Diptera; Culicidae.